Ceratotherium simum simum (southern white rhinoceros) is the source of this 786-nucleotide messenger RNA. It is a transcript of the gene PTP4A3, whose product is annotated as protein tyrosine phosphatase 4A3. Gene Ontology annotation, molecular function: protein tyrosine phosphatase activity. Lineage: Eukaryota; Metazoa; Chordata; Mammalia; Perissodactyla; Rhinocerotidae. Gene Ontology annotation, biological process: protein dephosphorylation. The record is from RefSeq and is a predicted model, not a curated record.
CACGUGCCGGGCCGGGCGGCGUCCUCCCCCGUCCCGAGUAUUUGCACAAUAUUUGUGCGCGGCGCAGGGGGCAGGUUUUGUAAAAGUCGUUUCCUCUCUCGCGGACAAGCACAGGGAUCUCAUUCUUCUCGGGUUCUGGGGGGCUUGUCCGUGUCCCCUCCCCCGUCUGCAGCCCCUCCCUGGCCCCCCCCCUCUGGAGGAGCCAUGGCUCGCAUGAACCGGCCGGCCCCCGUGGAGGUGAGCUACAAGAACAUGCGCUUCCUUAUCACGCACAACCCCACCAACGCCACUCUCAGCACCUUCAUCGAGGACCUGAAGAAGUACGGGGCCACCACUGUGGUGCGCGUGUGUGAGGUGACCUACGACAAGGCCCCCCUGGAGAAGGAUGGCAUCACCGUCGUGGACUGGCCGUUCGAUGACGGGGCGCCCCCUCCCGGCAAAGUGGUGGAGGACUGGCUGAGCCUGCUGAAGGCCAAGUUCUGCGAUGACCCUGGCAGCUGCGUGGCUGUGCACUGCGUGGCUGGCCUGGGACGGGCUCCGGUCCUUGUGGCACUGGCCCUCAUAGAGAGUGGGAUGAAGUACGAAGACGCCAUCCAGUUCAUCCGACAGAAGCGCCGCGGAGCCAUCAAUAGCAAACAGCUCACCUACCUGGAGAAAUACCGGCCUAAACAGAGACUGCGGUUCAAAGACCCGCACACGCACAAGACCAAAUGCUGUGUCAUGUAGCUCAGGACCUCAGCCCACAGGGCCACCCGGCCCCGCCCCGGCUGGCCUGCCCCUCGCCUG